Messenger RNA from Camelina sativa (false flax), 3674 nucleotides. RefSeq names its product disease resistance protein RML1B-like. Gene Ontology annotation, molecular function: ADP binding. The record is from RefSeq and is a predicted model, not a curated record. NCBI's taxonomy places the organism in Eukaryota, Viridiplantae, Streptophyta, Magnoliopsida, Brassicales, Brassicaceae. Gene Ontology annotation, biological process: defense response; signal transduction.
CUUCUCUUUCUCUCAUGGCUUCUCCUUCUUCAUCAUUGUCGCCCCGCAACUGGAGCUACAACGUCUUCCCGAGCUUCCACGGGCCUGACGUCCGCAAAACUUUUCUCAGUAACAUGCGAGAACAGUUUAAACGAAAUGGAAUCACUAUGUUCGAUGAUCAAGAGAUUGAGAGAAGCGCAACAAUUGCUCCUUCACUCACAGAAGCUAUAAGAGAGUCGAGGAUCUCCAUCGUGAUUCUCUCUAAGAAUUAUGCUUCGUCAGGCUGGUGUUUGGAUGAAUUGGUGGAGAUAUUGGAGUGCAAAAAAGCUAUGGGACAGAGAGUGAUGACCAUCUUCUACGGAGUUGAGCCAUCCGAUGUACGUAAACAGACCGGGGAAUUUGGGAUCGCUUUCAAUGAAACUUGUGCACGUAAGAGGGACAAAGCUAGGCAGAAAUGGGGCAAAGCUUUGACUGAUGUGAGCAAUAUUGCUGGAGAAGACUUCCAAAAAUGGGACAACGAAGCAAACAUGAUCAAGAAAAUUGCAAGAGAUGUUUCAGAUAAACUAAAUGCUACACCAUCAAGGGAUCAUUUUGAUGGCAUGGUGGGACUUGAAACUCAUUUGAGAAUAAUGAAGUCUUUACUAGAUUUAGAUUAUGACGAUGGAGUUAAAAUGGUAGCAAUCACUGGUCCUUUAGGAAUUGGUAAGACUACCAUUGCCAAAGCUUUACAAGGUCUACUCUCUAAUAGGUUUCAACUUAGUUGUUUUAUGGAUAACCUUAGGGGAACCUAUAUCAGUGGUCAAGAUAAGUUGCGUUUACAAGAGCAAUUUCUUUCAAAGGUUUUGAACCAGGAUGGUGUUAGGGUAUGUCAUUCAGGUGUGAUACAAGAAAGGCUACACAAGCAGAGAGUGCUCAUCAUUCUCGAUGAUGUGAACAAUAUAAAGCAAUUAGAGGCGUUGGCAAAUGAAACUACAUGGUUUGGUCCUGGGAGUAGGAUUGUAGUUACCACAGAAAACAAAGAGCUUUUACAGCAGCAUGGUAUCGAUAAUAUGUACCAUGUGGGGUUUCCAUCUGAUGAAGAAGCUCUCAAGAUCUUAUGUAGAUAUGCUUUCAGAAAAAUCCCUAUGUCCCAUGGUUUUGGAGAGCUUGCUAAAAGAGUAACAAAGCUUUGUGGUAAUCUUCCCUUGGGUCUUAGUGUGGUGGGUUCAUCUUUACGUGGAAAGAAUGAGAAGGAGUGGGAGCAAGUAAUACACAGGCUAGAAUCUACUCUUGAUCAAGACAUUGAGGAAAUACUAAAAGUCGGUUAUGAGAGUUUAGAUGAGACUGAGCAAACUUUAUUUCUGCACAUUGCAGUCUUCUUCAACUAUAAAGAUGGUGAUCUUGUGGAAACUAUGUUCACUGACAAUGACAUGGAUGUCCAACACGGGUUGAAAAUCCUUGUAAACAGAUCUCUCAUAGAAAUAUCUACGUACGGGGAGAUAAUGAUGCAUAGGUUACUACAACAAGUGGGUAAGAAAGCCAUUCAUAAACAAGAGCCUUGGAAACGCAAGAUCUUAAUAGAUGCUCCAGAGAUUUGUGAUGUCCUCGAACAUGCGACAGGUACCAGAGCUAUGUUUGGCAUAUCAUUUGAUAUAUCUGGUAUCAAGGAAGUAUCUAUAAACAAGAAGGCUUUUAAAAGAAUGCCUAAUCUUCGAUUCCUCAGAGUCUACAAAAGUAGAAAUGAUGGCAAUGACAGAGUGCAUAUACCUGAGGAGAUGGAGUUACCGCACUGUCUAAGGUUACUAGAUUGGGAGGAGUACCCAAGCAAGAGUCUUCAUCCUACAUUUCAUCCUGAAUAUCUAGUCGAACUCAGUUUUGAGGAUAGCAAGCUAGAGAAGCUUUGGGAGGGAAGACAGGUGCUUACAAAUCUCAAGAAGAUUAAUUUGACAGCGUCCCGGAAUUUGAAGGAACUCCCAGAUCUUUCGGAAGCUAUAAAUCUAGAGGUAUUGAGUCUUUUGUGCUGCGAGAGUUUGGUAGAGAUUCCAUCCUCUUGUUUGCAUCUUCAUAAACUACACAAGUUGUUGAUGAAUAACUGCACAAGCCUAGAAUUCUUUCCAGCUCACAUGAACUUGGCAUCCCUUGAACAAGUCUUCAUGGCAGGAUGCUCAAGAUUGAGAAAUAAUAUUCCAGUAAUGUCAACGAACAUUACAAACCUCUAUAUCUCAGACACAGAUGUAGAAGAUUUGCCUGCAUCAAUUGAGCUUUGCUCUCGUCUUGAGUUUCUUUCAGUUACAAGCAACAGAAAGUUCAAGGGACUAACACAUCUCCCCACGAGUGUACGAACACUAGACCUAAGCUAUACAGAUAUUGAAAAGAUUCCAGAUUGUAUCAAAGAUCUUCUUCGGCUAGAAAGCCUUGAUCUAUCUAGAUGCUUAAAACUCGCAUCAUUGCCAGAGCUACCUUGUUCGCUAAGAUUCCUAACGGCACAAGAGUGUGAAUCACUAGAGACCGUAUGUUCCCCUUUAGACACUUCAAGUGCUCAAAUGAAGUUCACCAACUGCUUCAAAUUGAGCGAACAAGCACGAAGAGCAAUUAUCCAACCUUCGCUUCGUAACGGGUCGGCUCUCUUACCUGGGAAACAAGUGCCUCCAGAGUUCGAUCACCGAGGCAAAGGAAACUGCUUGACCAUUCCUCCAGACGUUAACAGCCGCCGCAUGUUGGUUUGCGUCGUGAUUUCUCAUAACCAUCAAAUCACAGAAGAAUAUGACUUAUCCGAAUUGUGUCGUCCUCCGAGAGGCAGAUGGGACUUCGAUCACGUUGAGGGCGUUGUCUUAGUAGACUUUCAUGAUGUCUCCAGAUGUCGAGAGGAACAUGUAUAUAUAUUUGACUCUCACUUCCCAUUUAACAACUCAUCUGACGUGAGCAGAGAGAUUGUGUUCGAAUUCAGCAGCAAACUCCACGCCUUGGAGAUUAUAGAAUGUGGUGUCAAGCUCCUCACCCACGAGGACGAGAGCAUCGAAUGGAGCUAUGUAUCUGGAUCAGCCCACGUGUUUGAAGACGAGAGCAUAGAAGAAGGGAGCUAUGAUUCCAGAGCAGACCAAGUGUCUGAAGAAGAGAGCAUCUCAUGGAGCUACGAUGAAUCUGGAGCAUACCGAGUGUUUGAAGAAGAGAGCAUCGCAUGGAGCUAUGGAUCUGGAUCUCAAAUGUUUGAAGAGGACAUUGAGUUUGUUGAACCCAGAGAAGAAUCAUUUGUAGACGAAACUAAUAUCGAUGAUAUUUCAAAUGGCGAAAUCUGUGUCUCUAAAGAAGUCGAGAACCUAGAAGGCGGCCAAAAACGCACAGAUUGUUGGAGUUGGCUUCUCCUCUGCUUCGGUCUCUCGGUUUUGGGGAAGAAGACGAUAGAAUCCGGUUAGCUGAUUGACGUGGCUAUUCUUGUUGGGGAGGAGGGGAUAAUGAGAGGAGAAAUCUAGCACCCUCACACAGUCCCACUAAUCCGGUCCUGUCUUAUGCUAUAACCGGCUGGUUAUGAACCUCAUACCAUUUACUAAAUUAAUUUUCCAAGAAAAUACUAACUAAAAAAUUUGAAUGUAAAAAAAACAGUUUUAAAACUUUUUUUUUCAAAAAGAAACAAUUUAACAAAAAAUAAAAACAGAAAACAAGAUUAGAGAAAACAAAAACUUUUGAUUAGAUAAAAAAGAUGAUCUAAUUUCAGGAGA